AACAUGAAAUCAGGAAACCUCUCAGAUACUGUGGGAUUCGUCCUCCUGGGACUGUCAGAUGACCCAGAGCUGCAGCCCCUCCUGCUCUGUCUGUUCCUGUCCAUGUACCUGGUCACCGUGCUGGGAAACCUGCUCAUCAUCCUGGCCAUUAUGUAUGACUCCCACCUGCACAUGCCCAUGUACUUCUUCCUCUGCAACCUGUCCUUUGUCGACAUCUGCUUCACCUCUACCACCGUGCCAAAGAUGCUGGUGAACAUCCAGACACAGAGCAAAGCCAUCAGUUACACAGGCUGCCUCACCCAAAUCUGCUUUGUCCUGACUUUUGCUGGAUUGGAAAAUGAAAUUCUGACAGUGAUGGCCUAUGAUCGAUUUGUAGCCAUCUGCCACCCACUGAGGUACAACACCAUCAUGAGCCCCAGACUCUGUGGGCUGCUGGUUCUGUUGUGCUUUCUAACUAGUGUUCUGGACGCCCUGCUCCACACUUUGAUGGCACUGCGGCUGUCCUUCUGCACAGACUGGAAAAUUCCCCAUUUUUUCUGUGAGUUAUCUCAAAUUCUCAAACUUGCUUGUUCUGAUGUCUUCAUCAAUAACGUCUUUGUGUAUUUAGUGACCAGCCUGUUCGGCGCUGUUCCUCUCUCAGGGAUAAUUUUCUCUUAUAUCCGAAUUGUCUCCUCCAUCCUGAAAAUUCCAUCAGCUAGUGGAAAGUAUAAGGCAUUUUCUGUCUGUGGGUCACACUUAAUAGUUGUUUCCUCAUUUUAUGGGACGGGUUUUGGGGUCUACCUUAGUUCUGCAGCUACUCACUCUUCCAGGAAAAGUGCAAUAGCAUCAGUGAUAUACACAGUGGUCACCCCUAUGAUGAACCCAUUUAUCUACAGUCUGAGGAACAAAGACAUGAUUGGGGCUUUGAGUAAGCUUGUCUCUAGAAUAACAUGUUUUCAUUGA
Messenger RNA from Artibeus jamaicensis (Jamaican fruit-eating bat), 942 nucleotides. RefSeq names its product olfactory receptor 7G3-like. Gene Ontology annotation, molecular function: olfactory receptor activity; G protein-coupled receptor activity. Lineage: Eukaryota; Metazoa; Chordata; Mammalia; Chiroptera; Phyllostomidae. The transcript has a single exon. The record is from RefSeq and is a predicted model, not a curated record. Gene Ontology annotation, cellular component: membrane. The coding region runs from base 4 to 942 and encodes 312 amino acids. Gene Ontology annotation, biological process: G protein-coupled receptor signaling pathway.